This is a messenger RNA of Phyllostomus discolor (pale spear-nosed bat), 3760 nucleotides long. RefSeq names its product integrin subunit alpha 2 (gene ITGA2). The record is from RefSeq and is a predicted model, not a curated record. Gene Ontology annotation, molecular function: integrin binding. Gene Ontology annotation, cellular component: external side of plasma membrane; integrin complex. Bases 154 to 3693 code for a protein of 1179 amino acids. NCBI's taxonomy places the organism in Eukaryota, Metazoa, Chordata, Mammalia, Chiroptera, Phyllostomidae. Gene Ontology annotation, biological process: integrin-mediated signaling pathway; cell-cell adhesion; cell-matrix adhesion. The transcript has 30 exons.
GCGGGCCUUGGCGCCCCCGGAGCUGCCCGAAGACUUUUCUCUGCACUCGCGGGGGCGGAGAGCCCAGCUCUCUGGACGGCCUCUGGCGAGUGGCGGGGUUCUCGGGUGUCUCUGCAGUCCCCGAGCAGUUGCAGUCCCCCGGGCAGGCGCAGGAUGCGGUGGGGUCGCCAGGGGACCGCGCCGCGGCAGCUGGUGCUGCUGCUCUUUCAAGGCAUUUUGAGCUGUUGCGCAGCCUACAAUGUGGGUCUCCUGGAGGCGAAGGUGUUUUCCGGUCCUUCGAGCGAGCAGUUCGGUUACACGGUGCAGCAGCUCGUCAACCCCACGGGCAGCUGGUUGCUGAUCGGCUCACCCUGGAGCGGCUUCCCGGAGAGCCGGAUGGGAGACGUGUACCGAUGUCCCGUCGACCGGCCCACUGCGACCUGUGAAAAGCUCAAUUUGCAAACGUCCGUAAGCAUCCCCAACAUCACCGAGAUGAAAACCAACAUGAGCCUCGGCCUGACACUCACCAGGAACGUGGGGACCGGAGGGUUUCUCACGUGCGGCCCCCUGUUCGCGCAGCAGUGCGGGAGCCAGUAUUAUGCGACGGGCGUGUGCUCAGACGUCAGCCCGGACUUCCAGCGCUCGGCCAGCUUCUCCCCGGCCGUGCAGACCUGCACAUCCUACAUAGAUGUGGUGGUGGUGUGCGACGAGUCCAACAGCAUCUACCCCUGGGAGGCGGUGAAGAACUUCCUGGAAAAGUUCGUGCAAGGCCUGGAUGUAGGCCCCACCAAGACGCAGGUGGCGCUGAUCCAAUACGCCAACAAGCCAAGGGUCGUGUUCAACCUGAACACCUUCAAAACCAAAGCCAAAAUGAUAGCGGCGACGUCGAAGACGUUCCAGAACGGCGGGGACCUCACCAACACCUUCAAAGCAAUCAAAUACGCACGGGACUUCGCUUACACGCCGGAGGCCGGGGGGCGGCCUGGCGCCACCAGGGUCAUGGUGGUCGUGACCGACGGGGAGUCGCACGACGGCUCCAUGCUGAAGGACGUCAUCGAGCAGUGCAACGAGGACAGCAUCCUGAGGUUCGGGAUAGCAGUUCUAGGGUACUUGAACAGAAAUGCCCUCGACACGAAAAACUUAAUAAAAGAAAUUAAAGCCAUUGCCAGCGUUCCAACCGAAAGAUACUUUUUCAACGUGUCUGACGAGGCGGGUCUGCUGGAAAAGGCGGCGACCAUAGGAGAGCACAUUUUCAGCAUCGAAGGCACCGUCCAAGGAGGAGAUAAGUUCCAGAUGGAAAUGUCGCAAGUGGGAUUCAGCGCAGAUUACGCUCCUGAAAACGAUGUCCUGAUGCUGGGCGCCGUCGGAGCCUACGACUGGAGCGGGACCGUAGUUCAGCAGACGUCUCGCGGACCCCUGAUCUUCCCCAAGGAGGCCUUCGAGGAGAUUCUGCAAGACAGAAACCACAGCUCCUACUUAGGUUACUCUGUGGCCGCGAUCUCUACCGGGAGGGGGGUCCACUUCGUCGCGGGUGCCCCUCGGGCAAACUACACCGGCCAGAUAGUGCUCUACCGUGUCAGCGGCAGCGGCAACGUCACCGUGGUUCAGGCCCACAGAGGCGACCAGAUCGGCUCCUAUUUCGGCAGCGUGCUGUGCGCGGUCGACGUGGACGGAGACGGCGUGACGGACGUGCUCCUGGUGGGCGCGCCCAUGUACAUGAACAACCUGAAGAAGGAGGAGGGGCGCGUCUACCUGUUCACGAUCACGAAGGGCAUUCUGAACUGGCACCGGUUCCUGGAAGGCCCCGAGGGCGCGGAGAACGCUCGGUUCGGCUCGGCCAUCGCGGCUCUCUCGGACGUCAACAUGGACGGCCUCAACGACGUGAUCGUCGGGGCGCCCCUGGAGAACCACAACGCCGGUGCCGUGUACAUCUACAACGGCCACCAGGGCACCAUCCGCACCAAGUGCUCGCAGAAAAUCCUGGGAUCCGACAGAGCCUUCCGGAGCCCCCUGCAGUUCUUCGGCAGGUCCCUGGACGGCUACGCAGACCUCAAUGGGGACUCCAUCCCCGACGUGUCUGUCGGUGCCUUCGGGCGCGUGGUCCAGCUCUGGUCGCAGAGUAUCGCUGACGUGUCAAUGGAGGCCUCAUUCACACCAGAAAAGAUCUCUCUGUCCAACAAGAACGCCGAGGUGCGCCUGACGCUCUGCUUCAGUGCCAAGUUCAGGCCUCCCAAGCAGGACAACCGCGUGGCCAUCACAUACAACAUCACCAUCGACGCAGACCUGUACUCGUCCCGGGUCACCUCCAGGGGCUUGUUCCAGGAGAACAACGAGAGGACCCUGCAGAAGGACGUGGCCGUCGGCCAGGCACAGACUUGCUCCACGCUCGUCAUCAACAUCCAGGAGCCCUCGGACGUCGUCAGCCCCUUGGACCUGUGCGUGAACAUCAGCCUGGCGGCCCCCGGCUCCAGCCCCGCCCUGGAAGCCUACUCCGAGACCGCCAAGGUCUUCAGCGUCCCCUUCUACAAGGACUGCGGAGAGGACGGCGUGUGCAUCUCUGACCUCGUGCUCACGGUCCAACAGGUGCCGGCUGCUCAAGGCCAGCCCUUCGUGGUCAGCACGCAGAACAGGAGGCUGCCCUUCGCGGUGACGCUGAGGAACCAGAGGGAAAGUGCGUACAACACCAGGCUGGUGGUGGACUUCUCAGAGAACCUGUUUUUCGCAUCCAUGUCCCCGCCGGCGGAUGGGACAGAAGUCACGUGCCAGGUGGCAUCCUCUCAGAAGUCCGUGGCCUGCGAUGUGGGCUACCCCGCACUGAAGCAGGGACAACAGGUGACGUUUGCCAUCAACUUCGACUUCAACCUCCAAAACCUUCAGAACCAGGCGGCCGUCAGUUUCCGGGCCUCCAGCGAAAGCGAUGAGGAAAACACGGCGGACAAUUCAGUCGGCUUCAGAAUCCCUCUGCUGUACGAUGCCGACAUUCACAUAACGAGGUCGACCAACAUAAACUUUUACGAGGUCUCGCCAGACGGGAACGUCCCUUCCGUGGUGCGCAGUUUUGAAGACAUUGGCCCGAGCUUCACCUUCUCCAUUAAGGUGGCCACGGGAAGCAUCCCGGUGAGCAUGGCGUCCGUCACCGUCCGCGUGCCCCAGCACACCCAGGCCGGGAACCCGCUGCUGUACCUGACCGGCAUCCACACGGACCAGGCCGGUGACAUCAGCUGUGACGCCGACAUAAACCCCCUGAACAUAGGACAGACGUCUUCUCCCGUAUCUUUCAAGAGUGAAAACUUCCGGCACGUGAAAGAAUUGAACUGCAGGAUGGCCUCCUGCCAGAACGUCACCUGUUGGCUGAGGGACCCGCAGCUGAAAGCCGAGUACUUCCUCAACGUGUCCACCAGGCUCUGGAACGGGACGUUCGCCGCCUCCACGUUCCAGACCGUGCAGCUGACGGCCUCCGCGGAAGUGGAUACCUACAACCCGCAGGUGUACGUGAUCCAGGACAACGCCGUCACGAUUCCCGUUACGAUAAUGAGACCCCAUGAGAAAGCCGAAGUGCCCACCGGAGUCAUAGUAGGAAGUGUCAUUGCUGGAAUCCUGUUGCUGUUAGCCCUGGUUGCAAUUUUAUGGAAGCUCGGCUUCUUCAAAAGAAAAUACGAAAAAAUGGCCAAAAACCCAGAGGACGUGGACGAGACCACAGAGCUCAACAGCUGAGCGCCCGCCGCGCACCGGCCGUGAACCCGGCAGCCUCCCAGCCAGGGUCUGCUGCUGACGUGGAUUU